This is a messenger RNA of Cheilinus undulatus (humphead wrasse), 3273 nucleotides long. It is a transcript of the gene cfap61, whose product is annotated as cilia and flagella associated protein 61. Lineage: Eukaryota; Metazoa; Chordata; Actinopteri; Labriformes; Labridae. The transcript is spliced from 24 exons. The record is from RefSeq and is a predicted model, not a curated record. Bases 1 to 3273 code for a protein of 1090 amino acids.
AUGAGGACAUUAACUUCAGCCAGUGGCCUUGAGGAAGCUGUGAUUGUGAGGAGAACUGAAUCAGCUGAUGCUCAGGGGAUCGACAGCCUCAUCAGCCCCCAAACAGUGGAGAUUUUUGGAAAAGUCAAUAUAAUUCAUCUCCUAGAGAAAGCCAAUCUGGCUGUGACCCUGGCCAAUGAGAAUGAAGACAUCGUGGCUCACGCUUCCUUCUUUGAUCACCCUGUGGGGGGUCUGGUGGAUCAGACUCUCUGGGAACAGUUCCUGCAGAAACACUUUAAGGCUGAAAAAUGCUCGCCUUGGAACACACUCUUCCUGCACCUUUUUGUGGCACGGACGGACUUUGAGACAGCAAGCUUAAAGGAAAUAAUGAGGGCCAUCUUUGACGUGGUCUCAGAGCUGGAUUUCGUCUGCCUGGUCAGCCCACACGUUGGUGAUUUAGAUCCAGCUCUGGAUGAGGUGUUUGAGCCUCUGCAGCGUCUGACCAACCCCGGCCCUUGGUGCUCCGCCUUAAUCUGUCGCAGGAAGGAUCACUGCCCCAGAAUGCAGAUCCGCCCAACCAGGGUCGAAGACCACGACGACCUCCUGCCUUUAUUCUCAGAGCGGACCAAAGCUCGGUUUGAGCGUCCCUACUUCCUGUGUGAGCUGAUAGAGGGACAGGAUGAGGAGAAUCCCACGGCUGUGUGUGAGAGAGACGGAGUCUCCGCUGGCUUCAUCAGCUGCUCCUCACAUGUGGAUUUCAAACGUCUGAACCACAACUUUGAUUUAAGAGAGUUUCAUGGUUUAUACAAAACACAACAAAUAAAAGAUGAAGCUGCACAACCAGGACUGAGGCAUCGGAUUCACAGCAGAUCAGUGGACUUUAUUCCAUACAUAUUCAGCCUUUUCCCUGAUCUGGACUUCUGCAUCAUCACCAUACCGACGGCGUCCCCAGAGUUCCCGUUACUGCAGAGCUUCUACAAGGUUCCCCGCCGUGUAACCUGCUCUCUGCAAGAUGAGCUCUACAUCCUCCACCGCGACGCACUCAGGAAUGUGGAGGUGAGACCGGCUGUGUCUGCAGACCGCCCGGCUGUCUCUGAUCUAGUGAAGGAUCUCAGACUGAGCGAGUCCCUGCUGCAGGACCUGGACUGCUUCUAUAACACCAGGAGAGACCGGGAUGGCGCGGCGCUGCAGGCCUUUGUGGCUCAGGUGGACAGAGAGGUUGUGGGGAUUCUGAUCAUCAGAGAUGAGCAGGACAUCGAGUACAUCCGAGCCCGCUACAACAUCGAGAACUUCGUCUACUUCAGCCACCACCGCUACGAGGAGCACGCUCAGAUACGACACUUUGUCCUCAAACCCUCCUUCCAGCAUUUCUCCAAACACCUCUUCAAGGAGGUCCUCAGGCUGGCCCACAGAUCCUGUCUCUACCUCAGAAUCUACCCCUCGGACCACAGCCAGGAGAAUUCCUGCGUCCACCAUCUGGACUCGGUCCUCAACUGUGCCGUCCCAGUCUGCCCCCGACGCCAGAUCAUCUACCCGCUGGAGGAGCUUGGCAUCAACGCCCCUUCCAGGCAGAUCACGGAGGACCAGACGGCGUUUGCUCUCAGACUCAUCAGCAGGAAGUUAACCAUGGAGCCAAAGGUCAGCGUUAAUGCUCGGAUGGUGGUGGUGGGGGCGUCAGACACAGGUUUAUCUCUUCUGGAGGUGCUUUGUAGCUGCCCUCACCUCAAGUUCAACAACCUGACCCUCGUCUCCACACAUGGUUUCCUGAGAGACUGUGACCACGACCACAUUGGAUUUCUGUCUACAAGUUAUGCAUACAGCACCAGAGACCUGGCCCAGCUGCCUUUUCAGUCCUGUAUCACUGUGGUGACUGGGAAGAUGGUGGGCAUCAACAGGAAGUCCAAAUACAUCCGUGUUUCUGAUGGUAGGAAGGUGGCCUACGAUUACCUCAUCCUCUGUACAGGUCUGCAGUACCAGGUGCCUUGUCCUACCUGUGUAGAUCCGAGUCAGCAGAACCAGACCUCUUCCUGCAGAUGCCCCGUCCCCUCUAACCUCUUCACCCUCAAUGACCUGUAUGACUGCAGGGCUGCUCGCCGCUGGCUCUGUGCCAGCUUUGUGGAGCUGGAGGAGAACGCCAUCGUCUAUGGAAACAGCAUCGACGUGUUCACCGCCACAGAGACUCUGCUCAGCCUCGGCAUUCAGGGUCAUCGCAUCCAUCUUGUGCUCCAACCUCCCGACCCCGGGGUCUCCCUUUUUGGGGAACCUCAGGUUAAGAAGGCCGUGUACGCGGCCUUGGGGAGGGCCAAGGUCCAGGUCCACCAUGACUGCAUGCUGACUCAGAUGGACGACAGAGUCCGUCCUGAGGGUCUCACAUCGGUGUCGUUCUCCACAGACUCGGAGCCUCUCCAUCUGCAGUGUGGAGUGUUCAUAAAUCUCUCCAACAAAGGAGUCGACUACGACGCCUUCAGAAGCAUCAGUGACUCCUUCCUGGUCUUUGACAGCAGACUCGUCAUCAACGCCGCUUUCCAGACCAGCGAUUCGGCCAUUUUUGGUGCCGGACCUCUCACUAAAUUCUCCCGCUGCUACUAUGCAGACGAGUGGUCGCACGCCAACUUUAGCUCAAAGGAGGUGGGCCAGGAACUCGCAGCCACGCUGCUGCGUCUCUUUGACCCGACGCUGGAGUCUGCAGACCAGCCUGAGCUGGAGGAGGACCGUCUAGUACCCAUUUACAACCAGGCAAAGAUCCAAGGUGGGAGGCUACCUGGAGGUUAUAACUACCUGAAUUUCACCAAACCGUCUCCUACGAUCCAGCCGAGUUCUUCUGUUAAACAGUUACAGGACAAAGGCAUCGCCACCGGGCGAGCAGAGACAGGAAACUUCUUCUGUUUACGCCUGGACUGCUACGAGCUGGUGGAGACGCUCACCUGUUUGUCCCUGAAGCCCCUCCCGGUCUCAAAUUACCUGUGUCUGUACGGGAAACACCAGCAGCUGCUGGGCCAGCUGUCCACCGUCUACUACAGAGGUCUGAUCCCUGACCUGUACAGUUUCUUCAGACAGAGCUGGUGUCUGGCCGUUUAUCACGACAGAUUCUCCGACUUCGAGCGGGAGCUUCAGCAGAUCACCUCAGCUAAAGACGAGGACCAGCUGACGGACGAAGACGACGACGUAAACGUCUCACCUGAGGACAGAAUCAAAGACCCUGAGACUCGAGCAGCUCUGAGGAGCAGCGCUGUGAAAUAUCUGACGUACAACCGGAACCUGCUGCCCAUGUUCGCCUACCCAGGGCAGCUGUGA